Messenger RNA from Cadophora gregata, 843 nucleotides. It is a transcript of the gene POL30, whose product is annotated as proliferating cell nuclear antigen. The transcript is spliced from 5 exons. Gene Ontology annotation, molecular function: DNA polymerase processivity factor activity; DNA binding. Gene Ontology annotation, biological process: translesion synthesis; regulation of DNA replication; mismatch repair. The record is from RefSeq and is a predicted model, not a curated record. Gene Ontology annotation, cellular component: PCNA complex. NCBI's taxonomy places the organism in Eukaryota, Fungi, Ascomycota, Leotiomycetes, Helotiales, Ploettnerulaceae. The coding region runs from base 1 to 843 and encodes 280 amino acids.
AUGACUCCAACGGGUUCUGGAAAGACUAACAAUACUACCCAUAAACCUGUAGUAUCGAGUAACUUGUUGGAAGCACGUCUCGAGCAGGCUGAUCUUCUGAAGAAGAUCGUUGAUGCCAUCAAGGAUCUCGUCCAAGACUGCAACUUCGACUGCAAUGAUUCCGGCGUUGCCCUCCAAGCUAUGGACAACUCCCAUGUUGCGCUCGUGUCGAUGAUGUUGAAGGCAGAGAGUUUCUCCCCAUACCGAUGCGAUCGCAACGUUGCCCUUGGUCUCAACCUCACGUCCCUUACAAAAGUGCUCCGCGCCGCCCAGAAUGAGGAUAUCCUGACCAUUAAGGCAGAGGAUGCCCCUGAUGUGCUCAACUUGGUCUUCGAGAGCAGCGAGAGUGACAGGUUGAGCGAGUAUGACUUGAAGCUCAUGGAUAUCGACCAGGAGCACCUGGGUAUUCCAGAUACAGAGUACGCUGCUACCAUUAGCAUGCCUUCUUCAGAGUUCAGCAGAAUCUGUAGAGAUCUUAUGGCACUCUCUGAGUCCGUCUCGAUCGAAGCAUCAAAGGACGGUGUCAAAUUCUCUUGCUCUGGUGAUAUUGGAAACGGUGCCGUUACCCUGAGAAGCCACAGCAACGUCGAGAAGCCAGACCUGAACGUUGAGAUCGAGCUCACUGAGCCUGUCUCCUUGACAUUCUCCCUCAAAUACCUCGUCAACUUCUGCAAAGCCGCUGGUCUGUCAAAGACUGUCAAGCUCUGCCUUUCCAACGAAGUCCCUCUGUUGGUCGAAUAUGCCUUGGCUGGAAGCAGUUACCUUCGGUUCUACCUGGCUCCUAAGAUUGGUGAUGAAGAAUAG